AUGGGUGAACACGAUGCACCAAUGGUCUCGCACGGCCGAGGAGGCCAGGGCAAUAUCGGCCAUGAUGACACUGAAUACGUGGACGGCGAGAUCGUCCGCGAAGGCGUCUACGGCGACCAGGGCGAUGGUGCUUACUCUGCUGGCCGUGGCGGCGCAGGAAACAUUGGCUCCCCAAUGGUCCGCCCAACCUCCAAGGUCCCUCAUGACAGCGAGAUGAUCCCCGAGUUGGCAGUCAGGGAUUCCACUGAUGAGAAUUAUCAUAUUGGGCGCGGCGGCCAAGGAAAUAUCCACCUCGACGACGCUAGCCUGAAGGAGAAGAAGGAGAAGGAGGAGAAGAAGAAGUCCCUUCACCAUGAUGGGUUGGCGGAUAAGUUGAAGAACAAGUUGCUUGGGAGGAAGUAA
Molecule: messenger RNA, 402 nt
Organism: Penicillium nucicola
Lineage: Eukaryota; Fungi; Ascomycota; Eurotiomycetes; Eurotiales; Aspergillaceae
Product: DUF3602 domain-containing protein
Exons: 5
Coding region: 1-402 (133 amino acids)
Source: RefSeq, a predicted model, not a curated record